CUUCCUCAGAGGAAAGGGAAGGAGGAACGUGUCCACAUUAGGACGUCCUAAUAAAAAGCAGAACACCCCGUCGAACCUGCAGAUCAUUCUCCCUGACAAGUUUCCACACGCCUGUAAUUGAAGCUCCUGCAACAGAUAUUUACAGAAGAGCUAUUUACACCCCGAGGAGCGGCUCACUGAAGUAAUAUUUUAAAGACGUUUGGACGAUAAGACCACCGCAGCAGAUCAGAUCACCAGUUUCAUCAUGAACCCACUACAGUAUUUCUCCGUCUUCCUCCGCCUGUUGGCGCUUCUUUCCUCCGUCCAAACCUCCCUGAGGACGGAUCCUCCGAUCCACCCCGGCCACCCCUUCCUCUUCAUGUGGAACGCUCCGACCGAGCUCUGCGAAAUCCGCUUCGGCAUGCCGCUCGACCUCUCGCACUUCCACUCCGUCAGCAGCACCCUGAAGACGGCCACCAACCAGAGCCUGUCCAUCUUCUACAGCGACCGCUUCGGCCUCUUCCCGUACGUGGACGAAGACACCGGAGAGAUGUACGACGAGGGUCUGCCGCAGCUCAUCGACCUGCAGGAGCACCACGAGCUGGCCGAAGACGACAUCGAGCACUACAUCCCCUAUGACCACCCGGGCCUCGCCGUGCUGGACUUCGAGGAGUGGAGGCCGCAGUGGGUCAGGAACUGGGGCAGCAAGGACAUCUACCGGCAGAUCUCCAUCGAGACGGUGCAGAAGAAGAACGCCUCGUUGUCCGAAGACGAAGCGGAAGACCGGGCGAAGAUCGUGUUCGAGCGUGCCGCCAGAAAGUACUUUAUCCGGUCCAUCCGCAUCGGGAAAAGGCUGCGACCAAACAGGCUCUGGGGUUACUACUUGUACCCCGACUGCUACAACUACGACUACAACAAGGACAUGGAGGGCUUCACCGGAGAGUGUCCGGCCAUUGAGAAGCAACGGAACGACAAGCUGCUGUGGCUCUGGAAAGAAUCCACGGCGCUCUUUCCCUCCAUUUACCUGGAGCUGGUGCUCAGGGACUCCCAGCAGGCCCGGCGGUUCGUCCGGCAUCGAAUCCAGGAGGCCAUGAGGGUGUCCAUGCUCCCCAAGAGCUCCUACUCCAUCCCCGUCUACGCCUACAUCCGACCCGUGUACAAAGACAGCAUCGAUAACUACAUGUCAGAGCUUGAUCUGGUGAACACGAUAGGAGAAGCUGCAGCUCUCGGUGCCGCUGGCGUCGUUUCCUGGGGAGACAUGAACGUCAUCGAGUCAGAGGACUCCUGCUUCGACGCUCGCCGCCACCUGCUGGACGUGAUGAACCCGUACAUCCUGAACGUGACGACGGCGUCGCGUCUCUGCAGCGACGUGCUGUGUCAGGGCCGCGGCCGCUGCGUGAGGAAGCGCUGGGACGACGACGUGUUCCUGCACCUCGACCCGCGGCGCUACCGGAUCGAGCGACGGCUCCGCGGCGGCCCGCUGAGCGUCAGCGGCGACGGCUACUCGCUGGACGACGUCAAAUCCUUCAACGACAGCUUCGACUGCAUGUGCUUCAGCGAGGCGCCGUGCCGCUCCGCGUCGAUGUUCAACGCCGUCCAACCGGCCGCCGUGACCACGAGGAACAGAGGAGCAGAUAAGCCCCGCCCCCUCCUGCUGGUUAUCAUACUGCUCGGUCUGAAGUGUGUCGUCACGUGGACUUAAAUUAGAAACACACACCUGAGAUACAGGACGAGAGGCUGCAGGCAGUUAAAGGACAAUUUCAUAAUUAUUUUGCAUGUUGAUUUAAUAUUUGCACUGUGUAUUAAAUAUAUUUAUAAUUUAGUUUCGCCAAACAUCUUAGCCUCAUUCACACUAGUUUUUUGGGGGAGAUGCAACUCUCACUUUCAAAAGUACCACGAUAAUAAUCAUUAUUAAGGGUUUGUACUGGCUAGUUCCAGUAAAAAUAUUUGUAAUCCCUGGAGGAUGAACCCUCACAACUUUGGUAAAUAACAUUUCUAUUCAGUUCCUCCAUGAGGUUGAGCAUUUUUGGUUUUGAACGACUUACUAAUUUAAAAAAGUCACUUGAAAAGCAGAAAUUCAGCAAAAUAUUUUUGAUAAAAAGUUAAUCAAUUCAAUGUUGUAAUUACUCAGCAACAUCAAACCCUUUUAUUUCUAUUGGUUAUACCAAUCAAACCACAGCGUUUUCAAAUAAAUGUUUUGGGGUAAAAAUGCAAUACUACCCUCUAAAAUUGAGUGGGGUAGGAAUAAUAAGUAGCACAUAAUGGAAAUACUCAAUUAAGUACAAGUGCCUCAGAAGUAUUUGAGUAAAUGUGCUUUAUUCCCACUUAUCUGUCUGACGGACUGCAGCGGCAGGUACUGAGCUGCAGUUCAGGUGGUUCUCCUGCAGAGGGAGGCAGAGCUCCGUCCCUACACACUGACAAUGGAUGAUCUACAGAUGCCAAACACACAAACAACUGACAGUAAAACACUGAGGAUGCAUUGGAAAGCAUUUCUACAACACCCUUUAUUGGCUGACUAGAAACAAACCUAAGUGGGUUUUUUCAAGACCAAUAAAGGAACCAAAAGUUUGAUUUCAAAGUUGCACAUGACAGUAGAUUAGGAGGCUGCUUUAUUGUUGUAUUUGAGAUGUUUUGUAAUAGAUUAAUGGAACAGAUCUGUCUGAUUUACAAUGAAUCUGACCGUAGAAAGCACUUAGAGGUAAGAGGUUAGUUAGAGCUACACACUUGGAAGUUCUGCCAAGCAGCAUUAGCUUCAAGUCAGAAAAAUGUAAGAUGUAUUAAAACGUUGUGUCGCUGCAA
This is a messenger RNA of Eleginops maclovinus (Patagonian blennie), 2778 nucleotides long. Its product is annotated as hyaluronidase-5-like. Gene Ontology annotation, cellular component: acrosomal vesicle. Lineage: Eukaryota; Metazoa; Chordata; Actinopteri; Perciformes; Eleginopidae. The record is from RefSeq and is a predicted model, not a curated record. The coding region runs from base 245 to 1681 and encodes 478 amino acids. Gene Ontology annotation, biological process: carbohydrate metabolic process; hyaluronan catabolic process. Gene Ontology annotation, molecular function: hyalurononglucosaminidase activity. The transcript has 4 exons.